CCGGCUGCCCGGCUACGAGAGCUACGAGGCAGCUGUGCGCUCGGACUCGCCGGCAUUCUGACCUGAUAAGUCACCAGUGUCGGAUCGUGAGAAAGUGGAGAGGGAUUCUCGCGCUCCUCGCAUCUCGCAGGACAUUUAAAUCGCACCGCAGGCAGGCGGACGGAGACCGGCGAUUUUGGAUUCGGCAUUCUGAAAAGAGGGAAAACCGCGUUGUUUCUCCUCGCGCGUCGGUCUGUAAAAGAGAGAGAGAGAGAGAGAGAAAAAAAAAAGAAAAUCACUGUUUCUCUCCUGCGCCGCGCCUGCCGCUCCUCUUUCUCUCUCCCUCUUUUCUCAUGAUUCCCUCGGGAAACGAAACGUACUAGUCGGCAGUCGCCCCGCGGACUUCGACAAGCACGAAUCGCGCGACGAUUAAAAAAGUGUGGCACCGGCCGGAAAAACGCGCGCACGCACACACACGCACUACGCUUAUUUAUUAGGAUCCUCGGAGCAAUCCCGCAAAUCGUAUUAUUUAUUAUGCUUUUUGUGCCUUGAUUCGCGGAAUAACCACUUGUGGAAAACAAAUAUUGAAGAGGAAGAAUAUACGGAAUAAACCACACGACCAAGAAUAAAAAGAGAGAAAUACCUUCCCGGAAAAAACGAAGAAAAUGUAUAAAAGUACGUGAGAAGCUAAACGAACUGAUCGAACGAACGAAACACGCCUCUCUCUUUCGCUUCGCUCACAUCAUCGUCGCAAUUGCGACUUUGGCCUGUGCACACAGAGACACGCGCGCACACGUAUACACACGUGUAUAUACCACGCGUAUACCGUGCGUAAGUCGUCAUCGUCGUUCGCGACUCGUCGCGAGGUGAGUGAUCAUCCCGUCUCUGCCUCGUUCGCUGUGAAAAAAAAGGUGUUGAGUGUCUCCCCUCCCCCCACUUCUAUCUCUGUCUCUUCCUCUCAUCCCGGGAUCCGGAAAUUCUUCGACGGAGCACGUGGGAACACAUCCGGCACGUGUCCCGGGAAUCCUGCGGAAGAGAUCGGGGAGAGAAGCCAGAUCCCGCGCCCGUCAUGGACCUUCUGUGCUGCGAGACCACGGAGACCGAGUGCCGGGCGUACGCCGAUCCGGCCCUCCUAGGCGAUGACCGAGUCCUGCAGAAUCUCCUGCAGACCGAGGAGCGCUACGCGCCGAGCCGGUCAUACUUCGAGUGCGUGCAGAGGGACAUCUCGCCGCUCAUGCGCAAGAUCGUUGCCGAGUGGAUGUUGGAGGUAUGCGAGGAGCAGAAGUGCCAGGACGAGGUCUUUCCCUUGUCGAUGAACUACGUCGACAGGUUUCUCUCGAUCUGCCCGAUCAGGAAGUCGCAGCUGCAGUUGCUCGGCACCGCCUGCUUGCUGCUGGCCUCGAAGCUGCGCGAGGCGUCGCCGCUCACGGCCGAGGUCCUGGUUUUCUAUACCGACAACUCCAUCACCCUCGACGAUCUAUGGAGGUGGGAGCAGCUGGUCGUUUCCAAGCUGAAAUGGGAACUGUCCGCGGUGACGCCCGGUGACUUCCUAAUGCACAUCCUCAGCAGAUUGUCGAUGCCGCACACCUGCGACACUGUGAUGGUCCGGAGGCACGCACAGACCUUCAUCGCUCUCAGCGCCAGAGAGUACAAGUUCUCGAUGUACACACCGAGCAUGAUCGCAGCCGCGAGCGUAGCGGCGGCGUUACACGGGCUAGAUUGGACCGGGAAGAGUGGCUACGGGCUGGCCGGUCUCCUGGAUGAGCUCACCCGUAUCACGGCCAUCGAACAGGAUUAUUUGCAAGGCUGCCUGGAGCAGAUCGAGGAGAUGAUUUCACAGGCUGCUCACGUGAGCACCGAGGUCCCCGGAAACGGAAGCGGGCACCAGACAAUGAGCGCCGGAGUCUCGAGCGCACCGCAGCAGAGGCCGCUGGGGGACCAGAACACGAGUCAGGAGAAGAUACUGGAGCACGAGAAGGCGGGCACGCCGACCGACGUCAGGGAUGUACAUUUUUGAAAACCGCAGCAGGGGGACACUCCGUAGGGGCCGACACAUUGGUGAAUCUGACAGCCGAGGAGAAGUUACCUUCCAGCGAGGAAGAGACGGAGAAUGAUGAUGAUAAUAACGACGGACAGCCAAGGAAGAAGCAUAGAAGAGUCGUGGAGGAGCAGCAAGAUGUUCUGGAAGUAACGAAAUGUAACGAACCAACUGGUCGUUCGGAGCGGGGAACUCCUCCCGAAGAAUCUCGAGAUCGAACUUGAUUAAUCGUUAAAUUGCGUUUGAUUGAAAAUUACGACGCGAAUCGUCGUUAAGCCAUAGGCAUGUGUAGAACAUGUUUUAAAUCAUGGAUAUGAGGUUUAUUUCGAUGUAAGAUUGACAGGGCGUACCUGUGCAAGAGAGAAUUUUUUCUUGGGUUUAUUUCGGAGAUUACGUACGCAACGAUACGUUCUAGAUCGACUGACGCAAUGAAAUUUUGGUUUUUUUUCCCAUAGCUAUGGCUAUUUAUAAUGUCUCGCGUAUCAUAUAUUUAUUUGACAUAUACGUUCACAUCGUUCUCAUCGGCGAAUAUAUAUUUCAUAUUUUAAUCGUAUUUUAAAAGAUUAUUUUCUAAAAUUGCUUCAACUUCGCGAGACUCGCGAACUGCAAAUCGGCAAGUCGAGAAACAGUCAGCUCGCCGUUUUUCCGAUUAAUUUUCCAAUCGAAGGACGAUCCGAGGGUGGUGACUAAACAAAUGCAACGUUUCGACCGUGAAACUAUUGUUUGAGACGCCAGCCAGGUAGAUGAACGAGAAUAAACGAGAAGAAUUAAACCACGAUUAAAAACGUUCUCGAGAUGAUGCGAAAGAAAUGUGAGAGGCUGAGGACCGCUGUGCGAGAGGGAUCCAUUUGUGUCUGAAUCCGCGCUGUUCCGACGUGUGUCGCCCGAUGUGUGUAGAAAAAGAAAAACAGGGAAAAAAAAGAGAAAAAAGAGAGAUAGGGAGAAAAGAGCGUAGGAAUCAGGAAGGCGUGCUGUUUUGGGGGAAGGCAAUGCAAUACGCUUUACGCAUUUGUAAUUUUGUAAUAGGAAUAUACACUUAACUUUUAGGCGACAAGACAAGAAACUACCGACAAGAAAAAGACGAAAGGGAAAUGGUGUAAGUUGGAGGGGGAAUUCGCGUUCUUCCGCGCGCGAGCAUUAAAAAGAAAAAAAAAUUCACUUAGUCAUAUCCACAGUCAUAUCUUGUACAUACAUAGGCAUAUAUAGGCGUACGAAUAAAGUGAAUAUAUAUAUUAUAUCGAAAAAAUAUAUAUAUCUAUAUAUACAUGUGUAAACUGAUGAGGGGAGAAGGGGAGAGAAAACAAAGAGAAUAAUGCACGAUAAAAGCGGAAAAAAAAAAUGCGAGAUGGCAAUCGAAUAGGAAACAGGGAAUACUUGGGCCGUAUUGCUUGCGAUAUCGAAUUAUAUGAUGUUUAACUUAAAUAAUCUAAGAAACUGAUAAUACAAUUUACUUAGGA
Messenger RNA from Wasmannia auropunctata (little fire ant), 3474 nucleotides. RefSeq names its product G1/S-specific cyclin-D2 (gene CycD). The transcript has 5 exons. Gene Ontology annotation, cellular component: nucleus; cyclin-dependent protein kinase holoenzyme complex; cytoplasm. NCBI's taxonomy places the organism in Eukaryota, Metazoa, Arthropoda, Insecta, Hymenoptera, Formicidae. The record is from RefSeq and is a predicted model, not a curated record. Bases 1049 to 1996 code for a protein of 315 amino acids. Gene Ontology annotation, molecular function: cyclin-dependent protein serine/threonine kinase regulator activity. Gene Ontology annotation, biological process: regulation of cyclin-dependent protein serine/threonine kinase activity; mitotic cell cycle phase transition; positive regulation of G1/S transition of mitotic cell cycle.